AUGACGACCGUCGCGGUCGCGGUAGGCGUCUCGAGUUGGCGUCUCGCGACUUCGUUCUCACAGAGUGGUGACGGAAACGCCGACAACUCAGCUCAGCGCGUGGUUCGUUCGCUGCGGUUAUCCAGAAUCCCCGCGGCCGCCAUCACUCGCGCGCGCGCCCGCGACGGACCGGAAACGAUGACCGUCGCCGCCGCGCCCUCCGCGGCGUUAUCGUCGCGAUGCUACCACCGCGCGUCCAUCGCGAGCGCGCGUCGCGGCGCGCUCCCCGCCGCCGCCUCGGCGCCGCGCGUCUUCGGACCUCAUCAUUCUAAACGUCGCGGCGUUCGUCGAGACGAUAAUAAUGCGAAGACGACGACGACCGUCGUCGCCCGCGCGGUCGACGCGGCGACGAUCGCGAGCCUGGAGACGCUCCUGCCCUCAAAUCGCCAACCUCGCGCGCGUACGCCGCUCAUGGCGGGCAACUGGAAGAUGAACCCGAAGACGCUCAGGGAGGCGGAAUCCCUCGCCGCGCUCGUCGCCGCCGCGGACCGCGCGCAGGGCGGAUCCGCGACGCGCGGGUGCGACGUCCUCGUGUGCCCGCCCGCGCCGUUCCUCCCCGCGGUCGCGGCCGUCCUCGCCGGCAGCAGCGUGAAGCUCGGCGCGCAGAACGUCUCGCACGAGCCAUCGGGCGCGUUCACAGGCGAGAUGUCGCUCGCGCAAGCUGUCAGCGUCGGAUGCGACUUCGCGCUCGUCGGGCACUCGGAGCGCAGAGAAUUAUUCCACGAGACGGACGUGCUCGUCGGCGACAAGACGCGCGCGAUCCUCGACGCCGGGCUCGCGCCCGUGAUCUGCGUCGGCGAGAGCAAGGCGCAGUACGACGCCGGGCUCGUGAGGGACGUCUGCGCGACGCAGCUCCACGGCGCGCUGCGCGACGUGUCGACGGAAGAGCUGGAGCGAGGAAAGAUUGUCAUCGCGUACGAACCCGUGUGGGCCAUCGGCACGGGCCUCACCGCGACGCCGGCCAUCGCGCAGAGCGUCCACGCGUUCAUUCGCGGCUGGAUCGAGGACGCGCACGGGCCUAUGGCCGCGGCGGCGACGCGGAUUCAGUACGGCGGGAGCGUCAAGCCGGACAGCGUGGAUGAGCUCAUGCGUUGCCCGGACGUCGACGGGUGCCUCGUCGGCGGCGCGUCUCUCAACGCGGAUCACUUUUCUCGAAUCUUCGGAUUCGACGACGCGCCGUCCGGCCCGACAAAGCUGUGGGCGACGGAGGUGGUGACGUGUCGCAACGAGCUCGGCGAGAGCCCGGUGUGGGACGCGGAGACGGAGACGCUGUAUUGGGUCGACGCCCCGGGGAAGGCGGUGUGGUCGUGGAACGUCGGCGCGUCCGGCGCGCCCGUCAAGCACGAGAUCGGCGAGGUCGUCGGCUUCGUCGCGCUGAAACGCGGCGGGGGGUUACUCCUCGGUUUGGACGUCAGCGGGAUAUGCGCGUACGACCCGAGGACGCGCGUCAUCGAGCCGCUGUGCGCGUUCGAGCCGGGGUUGAACACGCGGCCGAACGACGCGCGGACGGAUCGCCGCGGCAACUUGAUCGUGGGGUCGUACAACGGCAACCACCGCGGCGACGGCGGCGCCAUCGGCGGCGUGUAUCGACUCGCUGCGGAGUCCCCGCGCGCGCUGACGGAGGUGCUCGACUAUAAGAUCCGCGUGAGCAACGCGACGUGUUUCACGCCCGACGGGAAGAUCAUGUUCUUCUGCGAUUCCCCGACGCGCGCGGUGUACGCGUUUCAGUACGACCCCGCGAACGGUCCGGCGCCGGGCACUCGAAAGCUCGUGUACGAGAUGCCGAACGAGCUCGACGGCGUCCCCGACGGCGCGCAGUGCGACGCCGACGGCUGCCUGUGGAUCGCGCUCUCCGGCGCGUCCAAGUGCGUGCGCGUGAACCGCGACGGCGUCGUGGAUCACGAGAUCGAGCUUCCCGUGAAGUCGCCGACGUCCAUCACGUUCGGCGGCGGCGGGCUGGACACCAUCUUCGUCACGACGCGCGGGCCGGACGGCGGCGGGCUCUACGCGGUGCGCGCGCCGUACGGCGUGCGCGGCGUGCGCGAGGUGGCCUUCGCGGACGCGUCGCCGGUGAAUGCGCGCGAGGGCGCGAGGGAGGGGUUCGGGAUGGCGCGCGUCGCGCUCGGGGCGGACGUUCGGGACGUCGCGAACGCGAUGACGGAGGGAGGGCGGGCGCGGCGGGCUUGGGGGGCGGAUCGAAGCGUCGCGGCGCCGGUGGGCGUCGACGCGGAGCCGCAGCCGUUCUGCGGGCGCUGCGGCGCGCGGUUUAAGGACGGGGACGCCAAGUUUUGCAGCGAGUGCGGCAGCGCGCGCGGGUACGUGGUGCUGCGCGAUGAGGAGUGA
Molecule: messenger RNA, 2382 nt
Organism: Micromonas pusilla CCMP1545
Lineage: Eukaryota; Viridiplantae; Chlorophyta; Mamiellophyceae; Mamiellales; Mamiellaceae
Product: triosephosphate isomerase /regucalcin fusion
Exons: 3
Coding region: 1-2382 (793 amino acids)
Biological process (GO): glyceraldehyde-3-phosphate biosynthetic process; glycolytic process; gluconeogenesis
Cellular component (GO): cytosol
Molecular function (GO): triose-phosphate isomerase activity
Source: RefSeq, a predicted model, not a curated record